Symbiodinium necroappetens is the source of this 964-nucleotide messenger RNA. NCBI's taxonomy places the organism in Eukaryota, Dinophyceae, Suessiales, Symbiodiniaceae. The record is from the annotation of a GenBank genome assembly.
GUUGUCCAAGGAACAUGUCCGGCAGAUGUCCUACGGACGAGUGUUCCGGGAUGGCUUCAAAUCUACAGGUUCCAUCGGCAAUAGGUUGAACGCCAAAAGACAACGGGAUGUGCCGACACAUGUGGGAGCAGUUGCGGCAGUCUCAGCAGGCGGCUUUCACACGUGUGCAGUGAGAUCAGAUGGUCAGUUGGUCUGCUUUGGAGAGAACGGAUCCGGACAGUGCGAUGUGCCGACGGAUUUGGGCGAAGUUGUGGCAGUCUCAGCAGGUGUCUAUCACACGUGUGCAGUGAGAUCAGAUGGUCAGUUGGUCUGCUUUGGGCGUAACAGCUGCGGACAAUGCGAUGUGCCGACGGAUUUGGGAGCAGUUGUGGGGGUCUCAGCAGGCGUCAGUCACUCGUGUGCAGUGAGAUCAGAUGGUCAGUUGGUCUGCUUUGGAAACAACGCCGACGGACAAUGCGAUGUGCCGACGGAUUUGGGAGCAGUUGCGGCAGUCUCAGCAGGCUUCCUGCACACUUGUGCAGUGAGAUCAGCUGGUCAGUUGGUCUGCUUUGGAGAGAACGGAUCCGGACAGUGCGAUGUGCCGACGGAUUUGGGAGAAAUUGUGGCAGUCUCAGCAGGCGACAGUCACACGUGUGCAUUGAGAUCAGAUGGUCAGUUGGUCUGCUUUGGGCGUAACAGCUGCGGACAAUGCGAUGUGCCGACGGAUUUGGGAGAAAUUGUGGCAGUCUCAGCAGGCGACAGUCACACGUGUGCAGUGAGAUCAGAUGGUCAGUUGGUCUGCUUUGGAUGGAACAGCUGCGGACAAUGCGAUGUGCCGACGGAUUUGGGAGCAGUUGUGGCAGUCUCAGCAGGCGACAGUCACACGUGUGCAGUGAGAUCAGAUGGUCAGUUGGUCUGCUUUGGAUGGAACUACGACAGACAGUGCGACGUGCCGACGGACUUGGGAGCAGUUGUGGCAGUCUAA